This is a messenger RNA of Colletotrichum lupini, 228 nucleotides long. RefSeq lists its product as uncharacterized. Bases 1 to 228 code for a protein of 75 amino acids. Lineage: Eukaryota; Fungi; Ascomycota; Sordariomycetes; Glomerellales; Glomerellaceae. The transcript is spliced from 4 exons. The record is from RefSeq and is a predicted model, not a curated record.
AUGGAAAGUACUGGAAGUAUCGAAAAGUCGGAUCGCUUACAGAGCGUGCAACAGACGUACAUAGCCUUGUCCGACAAUGCAGGAGCAUAUUCGAAGAAGAUCGACGUGGCUCUACCUGAAAACCACACGCCUGAGGCCGCCGAGGCCGCCGCCGAUGGGGCGCCGAACACUUUGAGAAGCAACACUGAGAAGACUUGUAUCUCAUCCCGCGAGCAACCGCAGCAGUGA